AUGAUCGUCUUCCGAGAAGACAAAACUUACGAGGAAGAAAUUAAAACAUGGCAAUUUUGGCACAGCCGCCAACAUUCAGCCAAACAACGAAUUCUUGAGGUGGACAGCAAGAACAGCUCCGGAAUGAUCGGUCAAAUUGAAGAGAUCGCCCACAACGCUGUGCAAUUCUACUGGAAUCCCUCAGAAAACGGUGUCAAGGUAAUCGAAGAUUGUUUAGCUUUAGUACACUCUUCACUUUCGCUAUUGUAUUCAAGCAAUGCGGGAAUGUUUCAAGGCCAUAUACAAUUCUGA
Molecule: messenger RNA, 291 nt
Organism: Strongylus vulgaris
Lineage: Eukaryota; Metazoa; Nematoda; Chromadorea; Rhabditida; Strongylidae
Source: the annotation of a GenBank genome assembly